AUGCUAGAAUGCAAGCAUGUGCUCAGAGUUGAUCAGGAAGAGCUUGAAACUGUAAUACCACAGGCUGGGGGACGUGUAAAAAUAGUAAAUGGGGCUUAUCGCGGAUCCCUUGCUAGGCUGCUUGGGGUGGAUACAGAUCGAUUUUGCGCUAAGGUGCAGAUAGAGAAAGGUUCCUAUGAUGGUAGGGUGCUUAAAGCCGUGGAGUAUGAGGACAUAUGUAAAGUAGCCUAG
This is a messenger RNA of Lathyrus sativus (Indian pea), 231 nucleotides long. Lineage: Eukaryota; Viridiplantae; Streptophyta; Magnoliopsida; Fabales; Fabaceae. The record is from the annotation of a GenBank genome assembly.